Molecule: messenger RNA, 3178 nt
Organism: Hypoxylon trugodes
Lineage: Eukaryota; Fungi; Ascomycota; Sordariomycetes; Xylariales; Hypoxylaceae
Exons: 2
Coding region: 505-2673 (722 amino acids)
Biological process (GO): endoplasmic reticulum unfolded protein response
Source: RefSeq, a predicted model, not a curated record
AAAAAAAGGCCAAAAGGUAGCUGCUAGAACGCCGUGGUUGAACAUUUACGUAAGCAAAUGACAUGACAACUUGCAUCGAUACUUCCAUCUGUGUAAUGAUUGUAUGUAAACGGGCUGACGACGAGCAAGAGCGAAUGUAAACGCCCUUUCCUUCCCUUUAGUUAACUCUUGUUUUCUUCCGAAAGUUCUUUUAUUAGGAACUUUCUUAAGUUCCGAUUAAUUUAAUUCAAUCCUUUACACUCAACACCCUCCUUAUACCACCAUCUCCGUACUUUACAGUACAUUAACAAGCUACGUGUCUCUUGCGGGAAAUCUUCACUCUUGCCUGACAUGCUUCCCACCAUCACUUGACUACCAAACCUUAGCAGGUAGAUGCGCAACUCUAUUUAAGAAUUUACUACGCGCCCUGUCCUCUCAUUAAGCAUAUCGCGUCACUUGGAGGGGUUGUUUACCUCCUACCCUUUGCGGCUACCCUUUGCGGCCGGAAGGCCGUUGUGCUUCACGAUGGCAUCCGAUCAAGUCGACCCUGCAGCAGCCUCGAGCUCGACGACCUUUACCUUACAGGUCAUUUCGCCAUCUUUUGGCAUACCGCAGCCACUAGCGCUUCAAGAUAUUCCUGCCGACUUAACCGUCAAACAAUUGAAGGAGCGAAUCCGAAAUGCUAUCAAUAUGAGACCAACAGAUCAAGCCCAGCGGCUCAUUCACAGAGGACGCUUGCUAGCUCAAGACAGCGAGACAAUGACGGAUAUUUUUGGGCGAGAAGCGAUCCGCUCUACAGACCGUCAGUCGUUACAUCUAGUCUUACGAGAUCUUUCCGACGUUCGACCAACUUCUACACAAUCCUCCUUUCAUAACGGAACCCAGACGCCCAUCACGGGUCAACAACCCAUAGGAGGUCAAGUUCCUCCACAAGGGCAACCACAACAACGUCGCCCAGUCUUUCAGUUGAACAUGGGCGCUCCUCCGUUUCCUCAAAAUCCUGUCCCUGGAAUACAUUUUACUGCCCCCUUUAUGGGCCAACCGGCGAAUCCCCCGAAUGUUCCGCAGCACCAAUAUAAUCAGUGGUUACGAGCGAUGAACCACCCUCAACCCCAGCAACAAGCCCCGCAAGGGCCGCAAAAUAUACCUUCGGCUGGUCUACAGACAGGUUCAGGAACGAACACACCUGGGAGAACAGGUUCGCCUUUCCAGUCUGAUAACACUCGUACCACGUUUCGUGAAGGUAAUGGACCCAACGGCUUACAAUGGCGUGUCACUCUUAACGAAACGUUUAUUAACCCUCUACAACGACCGGGACGAACGGGAUCCCCCUUCUCGGCUGCUAAUAAUGCAAACCCAUGGGUUCCACCACCACACCCUGCGCUAAAUUCGGCUGGACGCCAAUUAUCCGAUAACGAAGUGGAGGGCCUUUUACAAGCUUUGGAGGCCGGCUCAGCCACGAGAACCAUGACCGAUGCUAUGCGCAGGAAUGCUAGCAGCUCUUCCUUGGCAAAUCUUCCAACUGGUCAAGUACAUCCUAUUCCACCAGGAGUUACAACGCCAUUGAUCCCGUCCCGAGUGGGGAGUGCUACCGCAACUCCUGAUCCUUUCAGGGGUCUCAGGCAAACCAGAGGCCCACCGGUAAAUCUAUCCCAUGCACAGUCGUCACAGGGCACGCCGGAGGUGUACAUUUUAAAUUCUCCUACGGGACCACGCGCCAUUCUACUCCAGAACGGCUCAGAAGCGUACUUCACGCCUCAGAACAGAACCUUGAAUCAGCCUAUGAACCUACCAUUAGGGCAGAGACCGUUUCCGUCAACAUUAUUCAGCCACUUGAACCCGCAACACACAACACCAACACCGACUACGCAACCGCAGAUAAGUACAGUUGGACGAGGUCAGCAAGCAAACAACGCCGCUCAACCACAACCCCAACCGCCCCAAGCCCACCCACAGGUUCAGAUCGGUCAUGCUGUAGCCCGUGCGGAUAACCCACAAGUACAGGCGAUUAGGAUAGCGCAGCUAUGGCCUCACAUAAACAUGGUUAUUCGUUUAGGCCUCUUCAUCUGGUGGUUCACAUCCCCGUCUUCUAGCUGGACACGUUGGAUUACGGUUAUUUCCAUUGCUAUCAUCCUUUUCUUGAUUAAUACCGGGCUUCUAAACCCUCUUGCCGAACAAUUCUGGGUCCCUCUUCGUCGACACCUUGAGAACUUAAUACCACACGGUGACGGUCAUCAGCAAGGCGCACAAGCACCCGCGCGAACUAGAAAUGCUCAGGGUGCGAAUGGUGAUGCUGCCGCGAACCCCGCACAGCAGGAGAGGGAAUUUAGUCCUGUGGACACAGCUGCGAGAUUGGUACAGCAACGACGAAAUGCCAAUGCGAAUUGGUUGAUGGACCAAGCUAGAAGGCUUGAACGUGCUGGCAUCCUGUUUCUCGCUAGUAUCGCUCCAGGAGUCGCCGAGCGACAUAUUGCACAAAUGGAAGCAGAGGUGCGAGCUGAACGACGAAGACGAGAGGCUGAGGUCGCUGCGGCAGCUACAGCCGCCCAGGAAGCUGAGAGAGCUGAAGGUGCAGAACAGAGUACCGCAAACGGCACCACCGGGGGAGAGUCAGGUGAACAGAGCAAUGCGGCCGCAGAUGAAGGAAGUAAUGAGAGACCGCCUGCACCGGAGGAGCCACUCAUUGCUGUGUAAACUCCGCACAUUCAGCCCACGAAUUGAAUUUACAACAUUCACGUGAGGAAGUUGGACGAUAUCGUAUUGGAUGGACGAAUAAAUGUACGGAAUAUUAGAGUUCUUUUGUUGCCUUGCCCCAGCUGAAACGAAACAACAGCUGCUCUAGGCUCACAAGAGAAUAUCUUUGUACCUUUGAGAUUUUGUUGUUUUACACAAAAGUUCAAGACUUCGGUCAGAAUGAAAGGGCCUCAGGGCCACAUUUGGUACUUCUAAAAAAAAGACGGGCUUCUUUUCUCUUCUGUUCUACUUCUUGCACAGCAUUUCGCAUGGAGUUUUGAGUGUGUAUGGAUGUUUGAUUGUUGGAACUGAGGAAGGAAACGAGGAAAGGAUAGGAGGAUGGGUGGACGGAAUUAUAUGAAAAGUCAAAAGUGAUGUAAAAUACCGCAUCAUGAAAAUGAAGAUAAAGAUAACAUGUCAAAUCGUGUCGUACAAAUUUUGCCUUAAGUGAUUUUAGAAUGCGUGA